This is a messenger RNA of Acanthocheilonema viteae, 1011 nucleotides long. Lineage: Eukaryota; Metazoa; Nematoda; Chromadorea; Rhabditida; Onchocercidae. The record is from the annotation of a GenBank genome assembly.
AUGGGAACAGUUUUUUGGGGUGAAAUUGAAGAAAAUACGGAAAAUAUUUGCGGUGUUAUUGAUUACGAUAAGCAUGCAUUCUUUAUAACAUGCACGGAGGAUGAUCCGAUUGAUCGUGAAUAUACGUUGCAUCAAAUUUAUGAUGAUAAAGCACCUGAUACCGUAAUGCAUAUGUUGAUUGCAAGACAUGAUAAAACAAAUGAUCGGAAAAAUACAGCCAUACACCGAACGGUGAAAAUUUUAGAGAUGACUAAAGGUCGCUCUGUACAUUUCCCAAAAUUAAUUUGCUAUGGACGUUUGAAAAAGAUGAUAUUUGGUGAAAAUGGUGAUCAAGAUGCUGAACGCGAUCCGGAAUGGAUUGGACGACCAUGUGCUAUUCUGGAAUAUCAUGCAUCGAUGAUAAGCUCAUUGUUAUCAUUAUCACCUACUGGUACUGUUCCACUGGAUCUAGCAUUGAUCAUUAUGAUGGGAUGUGUUCGAGCGCUUGCAUCACUUCAUCGGCUCGGUUAUGUCCAUCGUCAGGUCUCACCAUACAGCUUUGCAUUUCGUAAUCCAAUCUCUUAUGAUUCGGUGGAAUCACGCAUGUUAAUUAUCGAUGUAAGCUUAGCUUUACCAUGGCCUUGCAAACCACGUGUAUUUGUACCGUUUGUUGGUACAAUUCGGUACAGUUCUGUACGAGCUCAUCGAGGACGUGAACAGGGUCCAUCAGAUGAUAUCAUCUCCUUAAUUUAUAUGAUUGCUGAAAUGAUCUCCGGUAAAUUACCAUGGCGUUCCGUAUUUGAUGAAAAGCGUGUAUGUGAUAUGAAAUGUUUGUUCUAUAAAAAUAUCGAAUUUAAACGACUUCCACGAGAAAUUCGAUCUCUUUACAGAUUAAUGUAUAUGACAUUGUCACCUUAUCCAAUAGAUUAUAAAUUUAUUAUUGAACAAAUUCAAGCAGCUCUAAAACGUCGUUAUCCAAACAACAAACAUGAACUUCCAUCAUGGAUUGCUCUACCAAUUGCUGAAGAAUAA